GAUAUAAUUCUAGGAGGUUACAUUAGUUAGAAAUCAUUAUUCUAAUACUACUUACUAUAGGACCUCGUGAAUAUUUAUUUCAUUGAGUUUGAGGUCGCAUGUGAAGAAUUUAUGGAAUUGGGUAACAGUAACACUCGCAGCUCCACCACCAGUACCACCGCACCGCACUUCAUCAAUUGACGCAUUUACCCCUCACUCCCUCCCUCCCGCGAUCUACACAUCCAUCGGCGUUCGCUCUCAGCUGAUUGCAGUUUCUUGACGCCGUUCGUGGUGAUCAUGGCGACGGAGAAAGUGUUCAACGGAAGACAAGAAUUCAGCGAUUCAUCAAACGUGCCAUCCACCAUUUUCGCAAUGUCUCUGUGGCUCGGAGCUAUUCACUUCAACGUCGCAUUGGUCCUCUUCGCCGUCUUCUUCCUUCCUCUCUCCAAAUCGCUCUUGGUUUUCGGUUUUCUGCUUCUGUUCAUGGUGCUUCCGAUGGACGCCAACAGCAAAUUCGGCAGAAAAUUGUCAAGGUACAUAUGCAAGCACGCUUGCAAUUACUUUCCCAUCACGCUUCAUGUGGAGGAUAUAAAAGCCUUUGAUCCUAACCGUGCUUAUGUUUUUGGUUAUGAACCACAUUCAGUUUUGCCAAUUGGCGUCAUUGCACUAGCUGACAGUACAGGUUUCUUGCCUCUUCCAAAAAUAAAAGUUCUUGCUAGCAGCACGGUGUUCUAUACACCAUUUUUGAGACACAUAUGGACAUGGUUGGGUCUUACACCAGCAACAAGGAAAAAUUUAACCUCCCUGUUAGCAGCUGGCUCUAGUUGUAUUUUAAUACCUGGUGGAGUGCAAGAAGUAUUUCUCAUGCAGAAUGGCUCUGAGAUUGUUUUCCUCAAGUCAAGAAGGGGUUUUGUCCGCAUAGCAAUGGAGAAGGGCCACCCCUUGGUUCCAGUUUUCUGCUUUGGUCAGUCAGAUGUCUAUAAGUGGUGGAAACCAGGUGGGAAGCUCUUUCUAAAAUUUGCGAGGGCUAUCAAGUUCACACCAAUAUGUUUUUGGGGAGUUUUCGGAUCCCCAUUACCGUUCAGACAUCCAAUGCAUGUGGUGGUGGGUAGACCAAUUGAGUUCCACAAAAAUCCAGAACCAACCUCGGAGGAGGUUUCCAAGAUACACAGUCAGUUUGUGGAAGCACUUCAAGAUCUCUUCGAAAGGCACAAAGCUGGGGCUGGCUAUCCCAACCUUGAAUUAAGAAUUGUUUGAUUAGGCCUUAAUAUCGACCCAUAUUUUAAUAGGUUUAUUUAUUUAUUUUAUGAUAUCUUUCUUUGGGAAUGGGCUUGGUGAAUGUAAUUUGGGCUAUGAAUUAUUUGUAAUACCCAGCAAGCAGCCCAAUGGGAAAGUUCUUUUGGCGAAAUGAGAUGGUGUCUUUAUUUAGGUUUAUCUAUUAUUUUUCAAAUAAAUGAUAUAUUUCAGUUCA
Molecule: messenger RNA, 1450 nt
Organism: Lotus japonicus
Lineage: Eukaryota; Viridiplantae; Streptophyta; Magnoliopsida; Fabales; Fabaceae
Product: diacylglycerol O-acyltransferase 2D
Exons: 8
Coding region: 277-1236 (319 amino acids)
Biological process (GO): triglyceride biosynthetic process
Cellular component (GO): endoplasmic reticulum membrane
Molecular function (GO): diacylglycerol O-acyltransferase activity
Source: RefSeq, a predicted model, not a curated record